CUGGAGUCCUCAAAAACAAAAACAAAACACGAUCGUGCUACGCAGAAGCGGUUGCAGCGUUUUGUCUCAUUUGUCUGCGCUAAUAUGGGGAAAGGAAAGAAUAACCCGAAGUCGCCACAGAAAAUGCAGUGCUUAUGGAAUCAGUUGGCGGACGAGUUGAAUGCAUUGAGGGGACCAACACGCACCGCAGUAAAGUGGAAAGAGUCCUGGUAUGACUACAAACUGCGUUGGGAGCCUAAAGAAUAUGGUGGAGUACAUAUGCUGCAUGUACCCUCUGAUCACAUUUGGCGACCGGACAUUGUUUUAUAUAACAAUGCUGAUGGUAACUUCGAAGUGACACUAGCGACAAAAGCAACAAUUUACUCAGAGGGAUUAGUCGAAUGGAAACCUCCAGCUAUUUACAAAUCAUCCUGUGAAAUAGAUGUAGAAUAUUUUCCUUUCGACGAACAAACAUGUGUGCUCAAAUUUGGCAGUUGGACGUAUGAUGGGUUUAAGGUUGAUCUUCGACAUAUGGAUGAACAACAGGACAAUAAUAUCGUUGAUGUAGGAGUAGACCUAUCCGAGUUCUAUAUGUCUGUCGAGUGGGAUAUUCUUGAAGUUCCGGCUGUCAGAAACGAAAAAUUCUACACAUGCUGCGAUGAACCCUACCUGGACAUUACAUUCAAUAUAACAAUGAGGAGGAAGACAUUAUUUUAUACUGUUAACAUCAUCAUUCCAUGCAUGGGAAUAUCUUUUUUAACAGUUUUGACUUUCUAUUUGCCCUCGGAUAGCGGAGAAAAGGUAAAUUACAUAGUCAAACGGAUACUCAUAGCCGAAAUUUAA
This is a messenger RNA of Rhagoletis zephyria (snowberry fruit fly), 822 nucleotides long. Its product is annotated as acetylcholine receptor subunit alpha-like. Gene Ontology annotation, cellular component: postsynaptic membrane. Gene Ontology annotation, biological process: monoatomic ion transmembrane transport. Lineage: Eukaryota; Metazoa; Arthropoda; Insecta; Diptera; Tephritidae. The record is from RefSeq and is a predicted model, not a curated record. Gene Ontology annotation, molecular function: acetylcholine-gated monoatomic cation-selective channel activity; transmembrane signaling receptor activity.